AUGGAGAGUAAAUUCACAUGGAUCUUCAUCUGCGGCCUUGCUGUCUUUCUCUUUGUCAUUGUGAUUCUUUUAUGCUUCACCAGAGCGAGCGGAGAACGACUGCUGUUCCUUGGUAUGGACGACGCUGAGCUAGGGCAAGGCAUAGUAGAAACACCGGCUCUCCUUGCUUCACUGUCAGAGGACGCCCGUCUCAGUUAUGAGCGUGCGAAAGUUUUUGAACAGCGCCAUCCUCCUGACAGCGUUCCGACCGACAUCACUUUAUCGCAAUAUGUGUCGAUUCUAGAGAAGGGCGUUUCGGCUUUCGAGUUUGAAUGGGAUAUGGAAUCCAAUGUUUUUGUAUCUGGUCGUACCGAAAUCCAAUUUUUUGAUGGCGAAAGCUGUGUACAGACAAACUUGCCUUUACCCAGAAAUCAGGAUGUGUACUAUUGGGAGGCCAAGAUGUUUGAUAUGCCGGCUACAACCAAAGUAGCCGUGGGUGUUGCAACUAAACCUUACCCGCUUUGGCGAUUACCAGGUUGGAACCGUCAUUCUAUAGCAUACCACAGCGAUAACGGACACAAGUAUUUCAACAAUCCUUUUCGCAGCAAGCCUUACGGAUUGCCUUUUCAAGAAGGGGAUGUGGUUGGGGUUGGUUAUCGACAUCGAUCUGGAUCCAUUUUUUUCACACGAAAUGGCCGCAAAUUAGAGGAAGCAUGCACCGGCUUGCGCUGGAACUUGUUCCCUACCAUUGGUUCGAACGGGCCAUGUCAGAUCCACGUCAAUCUUGGGCAAAUGGGAUUCGUAUUCAUCGAAGCCAAUGUCAAGCGUUGGGGACUGGCGCCCAUGCAAGGCACCUUGGCUCCACCACCAGCCUAUGGUUUUGAAGCAGGCUCUCUUUUGCUAGAACGGGGAUACAGUCAUUCAUGCUCAUCCACCUCGUUGGCCGCCAGAACUUGGUCAGAUAACGACCACGAAGAAGAUGACGAUAAUCAGCCUUUGAUCCAAUUCCAGCGAUCGCCUAUUCGUACUUAUGGAUAUCCAAAUUAUUCCCCACCCCGCUAUUCCGAUCCAUCCUGGCCAUCCACCACUCCUUCACCUCACUAA
Radiomyces spectabilis is the source of this 1083-nucleotide messenger RNA. Its product is annotated as concanavalin A-like lectin/glucanase domain-containing protein. Gene Ontology annotation, molecular function: protein binding. The record is from RefSeq and is a predicted model, not a curated record. The transcript has 5 exons. Lineage: Eukaryota; Fungi; Mucoromycota; Mucoromycetes; Mucorales; Radiomycetaceae. Bases 1 to 1083 code for a protein of 360 amino acids.